Messenger RNA from Trematomus bernacchii (emerald rockcod), 1341 nucleotides. Its product is annotated as lanC-like protein 2. The transcript is spliced from 7 exons. Gene Ontology annotation, biological process: carbohydrate metabolic process; peptide modification. Gene Ontology annotation, cellular component: plasma membrane. NCBI's taxonomy places the organism in Eukaryota, Metazoa, Chordata, Actinopteri, Perciformes, Nototheniidae. The coding region runs from base 386 to 961 and encodes 191 amino acids. The record is from RefSeq and is a predicted model, not a curated record.
CCCCUCACCUGUGUCUAAUUGCUCCCCCCUCACCUGUGUCUUGUUAGUCUGUGUGUGUAUGUAGGUGCUGUGCUUGUAGGGUUAGCGGGGUGUGAGAUCUUUGUGGCUGGCUGCAGGCUGUGUGCAGGGAGAAACAGCAGAUUGAGGCUGUGUGUCAUGUGUUCAUGAUUUUUAAUAAAGGCCCACAGCGGGUUGUAUUUGGGAUUUGUGCCUCUGGCUCCUUACUUGGUCGGGCCGCUCAACGGUGUUCCAGGAGGAGAAGUACCUGAAGGAGGCAUCAGACUGCUCGGAGGUGAUCUGGCAGAGAGGUUUCCUGAGGAAAGGAUACGGACUCUGCCACGGCACGGCAGGGAACGGAUUCAUCUUCCUGUCCCUGUACCGGAACAUGAAUAUGAUGGGCGAUCAGGUGUCUAAGCUGAAGCACUUGAGUUCAUCAGACAUGGAGGAGCAGAGAUUCUUCCAGAACCAGAACCAGGACUACGUGGACCAGGCAGGGUCUGGUUCUGGAUCCGAGGAGAGAGCCAACGAGCCGCUGGACGAGGAGGGCAAGGUGAGCGCUUCCUUCCAGAAGAAGGUCCAGAGUAAGAUUAAAGACCUGUGGCAGCAGAUGGAGGAAGGUCUGAAGACAGCCGACCCUCACGACUUCUCCACCUACACCGGCUGGACAGGUGAGUCAGCACGAUACACCUGCAUCGCCCUGCUGUACCUGCAGCUGCACCGCUGCUCCCAGGAAUCCUCCCACCUGCAGAGGGCGCUGGACUACGUGAAGCGAACCCUCCGGAUCCUGAACGGGCGUAAGGUCUCCUUCCUGUGUGGAGACGCAGGCCCUCUGGCUGUGGGAGCUGUGGUUCAUCACAAGCUGAGGAACACUGAGGAGAGCCAGGACUGCCUGAACAGAGUUCAGUCCUCAGUGACUCUGACCUCUCUGAUGAACUCCUGUACGGUCGCGCUGGCUUCCUGACGUGCAAAAGUGCAUUUUGCAUGAUAGGUCCCCUUUAAGGUCAAAAUGUUGUUAUUUGAUCUCUUAAUAUAGAUUGUGUUAAAAGCAGUCUGGAUGCUAGAAGGCCAGUGUGCUGCGCUUCACAGUAUUAAGGACGACGAGAAGUCAAAGCAUGAACAAGCAUGGGCUCAAAGUAGACGUCUCACUCAGAUCUCUCCUACACAGCGCACAGGAUGACAGGAGGCACACAAUCAGACUAGCUUCAACAUCAAGUCAGCAUCUCACAUGUUUAUCAACUUUUCACAUCUAUAUGCAUGUUCUCACCUGUCUCUCUCUCACCUGUCUCUCUCUCACCUGUCUCUCUCUCACCUGUCUGUCUCUCACCUGUCUCUCUCUCUCUG